Molecule: messenger RNA, 727 nt
Organism: Fonticula alba
Lineage: Eukaryota; Rotosphaerida; Fonticulaceae
Exons: 4
Coding region: 124-546 (140 amino acids)
Biological process (GO): protein folding
Cellular component (GO): prefoldin complex; cytoplasm
Molecular function (GO): protein folding chaperone
Source: RefSeq, a predicted model, not a curated record
CUUUCAGCCGCCGCGGGAAGUGUCGCCUGGCCUCUGGGCGACCGCCACCAAAAGCCCGCCACACCCCCUCCGUUCCCCACCCCCCCCUGUGUCUGCUCCUUUUUUUCCCUCCCUUAUUGCAAGAUGUUCCAGCUGGACUUCCCCGAUGCCGAGGCUCACAAUGAGUUCCUCCAGCUCAAGGCUCAGCUCACCAAUGAGCGCCGCAAGGUCCAGAGCACCAUGGGCAUGCUGACUUCCCUGUCCCAGUCGUCCCAGCGUGACCAGCUGACCCUGAACCACCUGAAGGCCGUUGCCGAGGCCCAGGGCUCCGACACCCGCACCUUCCGUGUUGUUGGCCGCAUGUACAUCGAGACUGACAUGCCCACCAUGCAGAAGAGCCUGGAGGAGGCGAUCGAGAAGUCCAAGCAUGAGGUUGAGCGCCUCAAGGAGACCAAGGCCUCCCAGGAGCAGAGCGCCGUCGAGCUGGAGAAGCUCCUUCACCAGGCCAUCGAAAAGUACAAGGUCGACGAGGGCGAGGACAUGUCCGGAGCCACCAAGACCUUCUAAAGCCCAUCUUUCCCCCUUGCUUCGUCUCUCCCCCCCCCCCCCCUUGUGAUCUCCUUCCUCUCUUUGUGGCUCCCUUCAUUCAUGGGAGCUUCCCACUCGCCACACACGUACAUGCCCACGCCUGUACAUGCCGACAAACCACGACACCAAGAAAUACACUGCCAUAUUUGGAAGAUAGACA